CUACUCUGUUCUGCUCCCCUUGGCCGCCGCUCUGCCACUACCGCCCUCCUUCUCCCUUAUGUACCAGUGAGGGUCCGCUUUGGCUCUGGUCUCGUACACGCCUACGUUGCUUACACUCAGCCUUGUGGUAACUUUACCUCUGCGACGAGUUUUAGCAUGUUUGGCUAGCGUGAUUGGUUUGUUUGGCUGACAUGCUAUGCUGGCAUGCUUAGGAAGCUUCACAUUAGCAUAGUGAAGGAAACUUUACUUACUAACUCGCCACUCCCACUCCUAUUGUACUCGAACUAGGAUUUUACUUAAUUCCCGUGGUUAAACAGGAGCACCCAGGGAUCGCCAAGAUACUAUCGCCUGUUUAACUCGGUAACCUAGAUAUUACGGCUUCAAAAAUUAAAUAUUAAGUAAGUUAUCGGAACCGAAUCAAGAAGUUUCAUUAACCUACAUGUUCCUCCUAGAACGGAGAAUUUUCAACAUUUGAACCAACAUUUCACAAACCUAAGUGACACCGAGUCGAAGUCUAUCAAGUUGUCUUCGUUUGCAAGCCAAACAAAAAUCAGUUCCAAUCCUUGUUACCGAAGACAAGCCGUGGCACUCCCCACACCCCCUGCACGACCAAACGAUGCUGCUGGCUUGGAACUCGGCAUCUCCAUGUUGCCUGCAAGGUUACCUCAUGUGAAAGAAUGACUCAUUUGCUGAGGUAAAAGGUAUAAAAGAACUCGAAUAUGAACCUAGCCCAAAAAAAGAGGUCAGCCUCCAGUCUGUCUGGGCUUGUCAUCAUUGCCCCUUGGCUCAGAGAUCCUUCGAUGCCUUCAUUGACUGAUUGGGGAUCGAACCCACCAAUACUUGUUUCGUUGAAGGAUGAUGAACCCAGCUCUUAAGUGACACCUUGUGUCGACUGGUAUUUCUGACUUCAGAUACGGGUAUUAACCUAGCCAGAAAAAAAAGAGGUGCUUAAAUGUUCGUGAUCAUGUACGAUGAAGCACGAGCCGAGAACUGGAAGGUAACGUGAACACCGAUUUGAGAUAUGGAGUAGCACGGUGAAGAAAGGAGAAUGGGAAUAAAACAUGGAACAAUAGACAACGAUGCGAAGGGCGUUGGAAAUUUCUGGCGCGGGUGGUGCAUAAAGAGAUGAAGGAAGAGCAGAGAACGAAGAGACCAGUAAAUUAAAGAGCGGCCAGAGUUGGUUCUACGGCAGGAUCACAAGAAGGAAGGCGAGGGAUGGAUUUCAUUUCCCAGCGCGUUAAUGAAAGAAGGAACAGCAUCAGAGUCGGCCAGUUACGAGGGAUAUAAGGGACACCUCCUCUCGACUCUAUCGCACCCGCCUACCACAAUUUCCUUGCCCGUGAGCAUAAGACAGCAAUUCCUUGUACGAAAGCAGGAGGAGCAACUACAUGACAACAAAUCGCGAAAGCAUCGAAACCUCUAAGCCCGAGCCGGCGAGACAAGACACGCCGACUACGAGCGCAGCAGCAGCUCAUCGGUAUUUUGGGUUAUUUUUUGGCGAUAGGAAAUAUCAUUGUCAAGAGGUGAGGGAAACGCAAGAAGGUGGCCUCAUGCAUACAAGACUUGCGACGGUGAGGAGCAAUAUCAUUACGAAGAUGCAUAUACUACCGUGUCUGAUGCUUUUACCAUCUUCAAAAACAACCGAAGUCGUAUUUUGUGAGUUUUUGUACAUAUAUAUAAUAGAGCAAUAGGAUGUGUAUGCUCAUCAA
Molecule: messenger RNA, 1709 nt
Organism: Exophiala oligosperma
Lineage: Eukaryota; Fungi; Ascomycota; Eurotiomycetes; Chaetothyriales; Herpotrichiellaceae
Exons: 3
Coding region: 1389-1691 (100 amino acids)
Source: RefSeq, a predicted model, not a curated record